This is a messenger RNA of Punica granatum (pomegranate), 1210 nucleotides long. NCBI's taxonomy places the organism in Eukaryota, Viridiplantae, Streptophyta, Magnoliopsida, Myrtales, Lythraceae. The record is from RefSeq and is a predicted model, not a curated record.
CGCUUAAUGUAAUAUGGAAAUAAAUUUAUUACUUUCCUCAUCUGAUAUUUGCUCUCUCCUCCCAUUUCCUCUUUCCUCCCUGCCACUGUCCCUUAGCUUCAGCAGAGAGCCCCCAUUCCCUUCUGCUCUGCUCUCCUCUGCCUCGGUCUCAAUCCCUACGAAGAACAUCAAUUGGAAUCAUCAAUGGUCAGUCAGGUGAUCAGAAUGGGGAGCGAAGAAGAUAUCGGCCCGCCAUGGCUGAAGCCUUUGCUGCGGGCGAGCUACUUCACGCCGUGCCCAGUCCACGGCGUCUCCGCCAAGAGCGAGUGCAACAUGUUCUGCUUGGACUGCAUGGGGAAUGCUCUCUGUUCUUACUGCCUGGUCCAUCACAGGGAUCACCAUCUUCUUCAGAUAAGGCGAUCGUCGUACCACAAUGUGGUGAGGGUGAACGAGAUUCAGAAGUACCUCGACAUCUCCUGCGUCCAGACGUACAUUAUCAACAGCGCGAAGAUUGUGUUUCUCAAUGAGAGGCCACAGCCGAGGCCAGGGAAGGGUGUCACCAACACUUGCGAGAUCUGUUGCAGGAGCCUUCUCGACGCCUUCCGGUUUUGCUCCCUGGGAUGCAAGCUUAAUGCAAUGAAGAGGGGCGACCCGGACCUCACAUUCACAGUGAGAGCCAAGCACAGUAGGGACUCCCUCCUCGGGGAAUCCGAGUCGGAUGAGUCGUCCACGCCCAAGAAGGUCAAGACGUCACGCAGUUACGGCCACCUGAUGGAUGGAUUCUCCGUCUUCUCCGAUGACUCCCACAAGACGGACCACAGCAGAGAUGAUUCCUCAUCAAACCUGUCCCCGUCUACUCCUCCUAUAUACAACCACAGCAAUGCCCGCAGGAGAAAGGGCAUUCCCCACCGGGCACCCUUCUAAGAAAAUCAUCAUAGGAAUGAAAAAAGAAGAAGAAAAAGAAAGCAAUAAAAAAAAAAAACAAUAUACGAGAAGUAAAAUAUGUGCGGAAAAACAAUAUUCUAGGCUUCGCUUUUUCUAUGUACUUCCGUGUAAAUAUAUAGUUUGGAUUAUAGGGUUGAAAUACAGUGAAAUAGAUGCCAGAAAUGGUUAACUAGUCAUGCAUGUGCAUGUACUAAUUUCUCUUUUUAUGUGGCAGAGAUUAGUAUUUCCUUUUUCAUAUUUUGUACAUAAUAAUAUACAAGCAAAUAUUGUACAGAGCUUGAUGGCA